This is a messenger RNA of Striga asiatica, 429 nucleotides long. NCBI's taxonomy places the organism in Eukaryota, Viridiplantae, Streptophyta, Magnoliopsida, Lamiales, Orobanchaceae. The record is from the annotation of a GenBank genome assembly.
AUGCUUCCGGCCGGUCUGCAGGCAGAUGUGCUUCAGAUCGGGGCAAUUGGGGAUUACGACGUCGAGCACGUUGCGGAGCAUCUGGCCGUUGAUUUCGCAGUUUUCGGCCUCGUUGGAUCUGUUCGCCCAGGUGGCGUAGAACACGUGGGUGACGUCGGAGAGGGGGGAGAGCUUGGAUCGGACGUCCUCCGGGUCGGAGAUGUCGCACCGGACGUAGGUGAUCGGGUUGUCGUCGUUCCAGGCGGGGCGGGGGCGGCGGGCGACGCCGUAGACCUUCCAGGGGCCGCCGGGGGUGUCCGAGAGGGGGAGGAUCUCGGCCAGGCUGUUGCCGACGAUUCCGGUGACGCCGACGAUCAGGGCCACGCUCUCGUGCUUCGGAGGCGCAUCGUCGUCGCCGAGCUUCUUCUGUUACGGAUCGAGUGCGCGUGA